Molecule: messenger RNA, 1242 nt
Organism: Nelumbo nucifera (sacred lotus)
Lineage: Eukaryota; Viridiplantae; Streptophyta; Magnoliopsida; Proteales; Nelumbonaceae
Gene: MAD2
Product: DNA-binding HORMA family protein
Biological process (GO): mitotic spindle assembly checkpoint signaling
Cellular component (GO): nucleoplasm; kinetochore; cytoplasm
Source: RefSeq, a predicted model, not a curated record
CCGUUAAUCAGAAGCCAUUUCAAAUUUCUACCGUUGCUGCCUCGGCCAAGAAAAAAACUAGCCGUUAUCCCCCCACUUUUCUCGACUCUCACUCGAAAACGGAGAAAGAGGCUCAAACCCUAAUCCAUUUCAUUAAGAUCUUUUCCCCGUCUCUCCCUUAGUAUCACAAAACCUCGCUUUCAAUUAGCCAUUCCUCUCUUGUUCCAUUUCUGCAACAAAAAUCCCAGCCCAAACUCUUCUCUCUUUCGAGAUUUCAUUUAACCAGAUCCAUUUCCCCCUGCUCUCUUUGAUUUUCUGAAAAAAAAAACAAAAAAUUUGUUCUGUGACUCUGUCAUCCGAUUCUUGAAAAGGAAGCAACCAUUUUUAUUGAAUUAGAGCAGAAAGAUACAUAUGGCUUCAAGAACCAUUGCCAAGGAUAUCAUCACUCUUCGGGGGUCUGCAGCUAUCGUCAGCGAGUUUUUCGGUUAUGCGGCAAACAGUAUUCUCUACAACCGUGGAGUUUAUCCCGAAGAAAGCUUCGUCAAGGUGAAGAAGUAUGGCCUUCCAAUGUUGCUCACCCAAGACGAAGGUGUAAAAACAUUCAUCGCCAACCUCACGGCCCAGCUAUCGGAAUGGCUGGAAGCUGGCAAGUUACAGAGGGUUGUUCUUGUAAUAAUGAGCAAGGCCACAUCUGAAGUAUUGGAGAGAUGGAAUUUCAGUAUCGAGACCGACAAGGAGGUCGUUGAGAAGGGGAUAUCAAGGGAAAAGAGCGACAAAGAAAUUAUGAGAGAGAUCCAAGCAAUCAUGAGACAGAUAGCUUCCAGCAUCACUUACUUGCCAUGCCUCGAUGAACCUUGUAUCUUUGAUGUGUUGGCUUACACCGAUAAAGAUGUAGCAGUCCCAUUCACCUGGAUCGAGAGUGACCCCAAAUUGAUUGCGAAUCCGCAAAUGGUGAAAUUGCAUUCCUUCGAUACCAAGAUACACAAGGUGGACACCCUGGUUUCAUACAAGAACGAUGAAGAGGGCGAAGAGUAACAGUUCUUCUUGGUUAUAGGGAGAAGGGUGGUGCUUGAAUCCUCUGUGAAUUGUUUAUUCACAUCUGGUGGUGAUUAUGAGCGUUUUGAGUUGAGUGCGUUUUAUGAAAAACAAAUAUAUAUGAAAAUGAAAAACUUCUUGUCUCUAUUUUUUAUUCUCUCAAUUGAAGUUUGUUGUAUAUACCAGAAACAUCUGCACUCGAGAAUGACAUUGACAGAAGUUGCUGAA